Messenger RNA from Durusdinium trenchii, 1480 nucleotides. NCBI's taxonomy places the organism in Eukaryota, Dinophyceae, Suessiales, Symbiodiniaceae. The record is from the annotation of a GenBank genome assembly.
CAAGAUUCGGCUCCAAGAGCAGCCCUAAGCUCGGGAGACGCAAAACUCUUGGAACAUAUUAUUGUUUUUCCGGAUCGAACGGCCAUGCUUUUGCGGCUGCUGCUGUUGCUUCCAUGGGCAGCAUGCGAAGUGAAGAUCCCUACAGUGGAAAUCGCCAAGGGCGUUCAAAUGCCUGUGAUGUCCAUAGGCAUUGGUGGGCUGGAACGAUCGAAUGCCUCCGAAAUCGUGGCCAACUGGAUCAAUCAAGGUGGGCGUGGCAUCGACACAGCCUUGAUCUACCAAGAUCAACAAGUUGUUCCAGAGGAGCUGGCGAAGGCAGGCAUUGAUCGCAAGGACGUCUUCAUUACCACCAAGAUUCCAAGCUGCAUCGUGCCCAGUGUGAAAUUUAGCAUCGAAUCUGAUCUGAAGUUGUUGAAAACGGACUACAUCGACCUUUUGCUGAUCCACGACCCCAUCGGCGACUGCCCCAAGGCCUGGUCCAUCCUCGAAGACUACCACCGCCAGGGCGUGCUGCGAGCCAUUGGCAUUAGCAACUUCAAUGCGUCGCAAGUGGAUACCUUGAUGAAGACGGCCAAAGUCACCCCAGCUGUGAAUCAGAUUGAGUUGAACGUACUGGAGUACGAUGCGGAGGCGCUGGAGCGCUCUAAGCAGCUGAACAUCACAGUCGAGGCCUACUCACCAGUUGGUCGCAGUGGGCAUUCAGGUGAUAUCCGUGACAACCAAGUGAUCAAGUCCAUUGCUGCGAAACACAGUGUCAGCACCUACCAAGUUGCUUUGAAGUGGAUCCUGCAACAUGACAACGUCAUCACCUUCCAGUCCAGUUCUGCGGAACAUCAGGCGCAGGAUGCUGAUGUCUUCAGAUUCCAGCUGACCGAUGAGGACAUGAAAGCCUUGGAUCAGCUACAUGGAAAUUCCACGGGAGGCGUGAGGCCCAUCUUGGUGUGACGAACGCGCUGGGAGACCAACCAGCAAGGCGUGUCACCCAGCAGCCGGGCGCUGCGCGGCACUGCGCGGCGCGCGGCGCUGCGCACCACGCAGCGCCAUGUCCGAGACAUGAAGAGAGAGACUCCCUGAUGCCGCUUGGGUGGAGGGACAGAAAGCAAGCGCUUUAAAUGGUGAAGUUGAAGGUCAAAGGUAAUCAAUUAAGACGCUAAGGUUUGAGCACUCUAUAGAUGUAUAUCUUAGAUUAUCUUAGGAUGUGAUAUUGAAUGAUAUUGAUAUAUCUGGCGUAUACACACGACAAGAGAUGAGAUUGGAGAGUCGAUAUCAACCGGCCGUUGGCAAUAGAAAGGGAAACAGAUAUAGACACAUGCUGCCACUUGGGAUUCUUGGAAUGUCGUCCCAUUCCGCCCCGUGAUGUUUGUGCGUUGGCGCAAUGGGCAAGACGUUUUGCAUUUUGCCGGAACAAGAAGCGUAGGAGCCGCCAUCAGCCUGACAUCAGCCUGACCACUUGUUUUCUCUCCGGAUUUUAAGUGUGUGC